CCCGACUUGCCCACCAUGCCGCCGCCGGAGUCCCCCUUCGAGGACCACCAGCCCAGCCCCAGCCCCAGCCCCAGCCCCAGCCCCAGCCCCACGGAGGAGGAAUUCCAGUUCCUGUGCUGCCAGUGCUGCAAGGCCGAAGCCAAGUGCCCCAAGUUGCUGCCUUGUCUGCACACACUGUGCUCAGGAUGCCUGGAGGCAGCGGGCGUGCACUGCCCCAUCUGCCAGGCACCCAGGUCCCCGGGUGCUGAUGCGCAGGCCCUGGAUAACGUUUUCUUCGAGAGUCUGCAGCGGCGCCUGUCGAUGUACCGGGAGAUUGUGAGCCUCCAUGCGGCCUGCACCCGCUGCAAAGAGCCUGCGGACUUCUGGUGCUUCGAGUGUGAGCAGCUCAUCUGCACCAAGUGCUUUGAGGCGCACCAGUGGUUUGUUAAGCACGAGGCCCGACCCCUGGCCAGUCUCCGAAGCCAGUCGGUGCACGAGUUCCUGGACGGCUCACGCAAGUCCAACAACAUCUUCUGCUCCAACUCCAAGCACCACACCCCUGAGCUGACAAGCAUCUACUGCCGAGGCUGCUCCAAACCCCUGUGCUGCUCGUGUGCACUCCUGGACACAGGCCAUAGCGAGCUCAAAUGCGACAUCCGUGCAGAGAUCCAGCAGCGGCAGGAGGAGCUGGACACCAUGACGCAGGCGCUGCAGGAGCAGGACGGAGUCUUCGGUGCGGCGCACGCGCAGAUGCGCUCGGCCAUCGGCCAGUUAGACCGCGCGCGCGCUGACACCGAGGAACUGAUUCGAGCGCGCGUGCGCCAGGUCGUAGCGCACGUGCAGAUGCAGGAGCACAAACUGAUCCAGAGCCUGAAGGCGCGGUACCAGAGUGAAUCCGAAGAGAUGACCCGCCGCCUGAGCCGCCUGGACGCCGUGCUACAGCGCAUCCGCACGGGUGGCGCGCUCGUGCAGAGGAUGAAGCGCUAUGCCUCGGACCAGGAGGUGCUGGACAUGCACAGCUUUCUGCGUGAGGCGCUCCACCGCCUGCGCCAGGAGGAGCCCCAGAGCCUGCAAGCCCCCGUACCCACCAACAGCUUUGACGAGUUCAAGGUUCGCCUGCGGGAUCUGGUAUCUUGCAUCACCCAGGGCACAGAUGCAGCUCUACCCAGGAGAGCCAGCCCAGAGGCUGCCAGCACUCCCAGGAACUCUUUUGACGUUGAUCUGCCAGAGGAGGCACAGAGGGCUCAGGCGCAGGUCAUGGGGCUGAGUGAGGCCCAGCCGAUGGCUGUGGUACAGCAAGAGCCCGGGGCACACCCUGUGCCCAUGUAUGCGUUCUCCAUCAAAGACCCCUCCUAUCGAGAGGAGGCCCCCAGCCCACUCACACCCCAAAAGAGGAAAUCCUGCCAGACCGAGGGCCCCAGGAAAAUCAUCAAGUUGGAGUCUGAGGAGGAGAAGGAAGAAAGGCUGGCCCGGAGCUCCCCUGAGCAGCCCAGGCCCAGCACCUCCAAGGCAGUCUCGCCACCCCACCUGGAUGAACCCCCUAGCCUCGGGAGCCCCGACACUGGAAACAAGGUCCUCCUGCUCAACAACAACCAUGUGACCAGCGAGCCUGGGGAGGAGGCAGAGGAGCGCGUCGUGGUGAUCAGCAGCUCAGAAGACUCAGAUGCAGAAAAUUCGUCCUCCCGAGAGCUGGAUGAUAGCAGCAGCGAGUCCAGUGACCUCCAGCUGGAGGGCCCCAGCACCCUCAGGGUCCUGGACGAGAGCCUCGCCGAUCCCCAAGCAGAAGACAGGCCCCUGGUUUUCUUUGACCUCAGGAUUGACAAUGAAACCCAGAAGAUUAGCCAGCUGGCGGCCGUGAACCGGGAAAGCAAGUUCCGUGUGCUCAUCCAGCCCAAGGCCUUCUUCAGCAUCUACUCAAAGGCUGUGUCCCUGGAGGUGGGCCUGCGGCACUUCCUCCGCUUCCUGGGCUCCAUGCGCCGCCCCAUUCUGGCCUGCUAUAAGCUGUGGGGGCCCAGCCUCCCCUACUUCUUCCAGGCCCUGGAGGACAUGAACAGCCUGUGGGAAUUCCAGGAGGCCAUCUCGGGCUUCCUGGCCACCCUGCCCCUGAUCCGGGAGUGUGUACCCGGGGCCAGCAGCUUCAAACUCAAGAGCCUGGCCAAGACCUACCUGGCAAGAAACGUGAACGACCACAGUGCCCUGGCCUCCGUGCUCGCCAUGCGCGACCUGUGCCACCUCCUUGAGGUCUUCCCAGGCCCCUCGCUGGCCCAGCAUGUCUACUCUUUCAGCGACCUGCAGUGCUUUGCGUCCCUGCAGCCCCUGGUGCGAGCGGCUGUCCUGCCCCGGGCCAACGCCCGCCUUCUGGCCCUGCACAAUGUGAGCUUUGUGGAGCUGCUGGCUGCCCACCGCUGUGACCCGAAGUGGGGCUUAAAGAAGUAUAGCCGGUACCUGAGCCUGCAGGCCGCUCCUGCACUGCCCGCCCAGCCUGCUCUGGACCUGCAGGCUCUCAGCGCCUACUUUGCAACCCUGUUGGCACAGGGGGAGGGCAUCUCUGCCCCACCCUCCGGCCAUAGCUUGGUAGAACGGGCCUCCCAGCAGAACUGA
Messenger RNA from Trichechus manatus latirostris (Florida manatee), 2580 nucleotides. It is a transcript of the gene PML, whose product is annotated as PML nuclear body scaffold. Gene Ontology annotation, biological process: protein monoubiquitination. Gene Ontology annotation, cellular component: PML body. NCBI's taxonomy places the organism in Eukaryota, Metazoa, Chordata, Mammalia, Sirenia, Trichechidae. The transcript is spliced from 9 exons. Bases 16 to 2580 code for a protein of 854 amino acids. The record is from RefSeq and is a predicted model, not a curated record. Gene Ontology annotation, molecular function: zinc ion binding; ubiquitin protein ligase activity.